Neocloeon triangulifer is the source of this 1778-nucleotide messenger RNA. RefSeq names its product tektin-B1-like. The transcript has 6 exons. The record is from RefSeq and is a predicted model, not a curated record. Bases 1 to 1188 code for a protein of 395 amino acids. Gene Ontology annotation, cellular component: nucleus; microtubule cytoskeleton. Lineage: Eukaryota; Metazoa; Arthropoda; Insecta; Ephemeroptera; Baetidae. Gene Ontology annotation, biological process: cilium movement involved in cell motility; cilium assembly.
AUGUCUCUGUACAAGACAGAAAAAGGUCGGCCGCGAGGAUACAGAGCAAGUGGGACCGCCACAACAGCGAGCACCUUUUAUCAGAGAGGCAAUUGUGUUGAAAUUUUCAAUAAUCAAGGAAAUCAAAGUAAAAUUACACGCAGAAUUUCAUUGGUGCAAGAAUGGCAGAAAAAUUUGCAAAAUUCUCACGCGGCUGCUAAAAACGAAAAGCUAGCCCUGGCCGAAGUGAAAAAGUAUCUCGAGACGUACGUGAAUGAGGCUCUCUUGCCACCUUUGGAUGUGGUUGCUCAGUGUCUCUACCUGAGAGACCAAAGACACCCAACUGAGCUGACAAUGGACCCUGUCACUUCUCAACUAAAAGAGGAAUUGCGAGUUUUUGAGUUGCAUAAAUCGAAAUUGUCCAACUUGAACGCCGAGGCUUGGGACAUGAUUGGGCAGAUUAGUGACCUAAUCGACGCUCUCCAGUUUAACAUUUCUGAGCAGACAGCAGCCCUGGACGUGGACGUCAGCAUGCUUAGCCUGAGUAUCGAUUCUCCUGGCCUAGCUCUGAGACCUGAACCUCAAAGGGUGCCUCCAAAGAGCUCCGUGCCAGACAGUUGGUUGAAUCACUGCUACGAUCUGGUUGAAUGGCAGAAAAAGGAGUGUACUCAGUCGAGGACAUUGCGAGAGAAAAUCUUGCGGGCGGUGGAAGAAGCGAGGAAUGAAAAUUGGGCUCAACAGGACGAGACGUGCACCUGCUUUCGAGGACGCAUCCACGAGCAAAAAAUUUCAAUCGACAGACUUAAAAGGCAGCGGGAUAUUAUUUUGGAAGAAAUGGAGAAAGUCAAUCAGGAAAUCAAGCAGCUAGAACUGGCCGAUCAAUCCCUGGACCUGCCGAGGGCUCUCUGCGAAACGAGACACGAAGGUAGAACGGCUCGACCUGCCGGACCUCAAAGGUGUCAGGACGACCCGCAAGACGAACUGGCCGUUGAAAGUGCCACGCUGGCCGAAUCUCAGCAAAAACUGCAGCAAAAAACCGCCCAUGCAAAGGCUGCUUAUGAGGCUCUCAGAACGCAACUGGCCAAAGUCGAAUAUGACAUGGAGGACAAAAACGCUGCCCUGGCUCUAGAAAUGAGAUGCUUGGCAAGUAGAGAACAGCUGAGGGGUGGCGAAGACCAAAUUACUCAGUCACACUCCUCUCGGUUGUAAAAAAUUCAAAAGGAAGGACAUGCUCAACAAAAUUCUAGAUUAACUUGUAACUUAACGCUCACUUUAAUUACUUGUAAUUGUUAUUUGUACGCACAUUCAAAUAUAGGAAAAAUAAACAGCGUCGUCAUGUGUAUCAUUAAUCUUUUGAUGACUUGGAAUUAUAAUAGUAGCAUUAAUUGGCCUUGGCAAUGAUGGCGUGAACAACAGUCUUGUCCCAACAAAAUGAGCAUGCCCAACGCGUUAGUGGUGAUAUACUUAUUGUCUGGCGCAACCUUUGGUCCAGUCAGAGGGUGGCCAGGAUUCGAGUGAUACCGAUGCCGGCGGCCAGCGCCGUCUGGCCCAUUCCCCACAUAAGCGCGUGCCACUCAAUCAUGGUGAACUUUGCAGCCACAUAGAUGAAUGCAAUGACAGCAGAGUUGACUGCUCCAGAUGUCAGUGGGGUGGCUAUGCCCAUCAGCAACAGCAAGAGUGGAAAAAAUCUGAAAUUUAAAUCAAUUAUUUAAUUUUUUGACAUAUAAAUUUGAUAUCUUUUUUUUAGAGUGGAAUAAUUUUACUUAAAAAAGUAGGAUUUUGGAUAUUUUUCUUUCCAA